This is a messenger RNA of Saprolegnia diclina VS20, 1758 nucleotides long. RefSeq lists its product as hypothetical. Lineage: Eukaryota; Oomycota; Saprolegniomycetes; Saprolegniales; Saprolegniaceae. The record is from RefSeq and is a predicted model, not a curated record. Bases 36 to 1673 code for a protein of 545 amino acids. The transcript is spliced from 3 exons.
GUCUUUUCCGCUCGGCCGCGCACCCAACCCCAUUCAUGCGCUUCCUCUUCUUGGCGCUCUCGUCGUAUCUCGGUCUCUGGGUCGACCAAGUGCGCUUCAUCCCAGCUCUGCUGCCGUCGCCGUCGACGUCAACGACCGGUGGACGGUCGCUCGCGGACAAGAAGGCCGAAGCCAUUGCGUUCGUCCACGACCAAAUGGCAACGUAUGCGCUGCCGGGUCUUGCGCUCGCAGUGGUCUACAAGAAUGAGACCAUUAUUGCGUCCGGUUUUGGCACCAAGCAGUAUGGCAACGACACGAACGCGGUGACGGCUGACACGAUUUUCCAAAUCGGUUCGUUCUCCAAGACGUUCAUUGCGCUCGGCAUCGGCAAGCUGGUCGAUGAAGGCCGUCUUCACUGGGACGACCCGGUCAAGCUCCGCCUUCCGUGGUUCCAGCUCAAGGACAAGUACGCCGAAGAGUACACGACGCUCGGUGAUCUCCUCGCGAUGAACUCGGUCUUUGAAUCUGGCCAAGGCGACCAAGCAUCGAUGCUUGGGAUCCUGGACGAGCGUGCGUCGGUGUGUGCGGCUGCCUACCUCGAUACGGACGGCCGGCCGCUGCGUUCUGGCUACGCCUACGCCAACAUGAACUACGAGAUCCUCGGCCAAGUCAUCGAGUACCAGACCAACCAAACGUGGUCCCAGUACCUCCACGAGACGUUCUUCACGCCGCUUGGUAUGACCAACACGUACGGCGCCGUGCGCGAGGUACCGCCGUCUGGCGAUCUCUCGUUUGCGCAUUACCACUGCAGCAACUUGGUCGCGGGGCCGUUCGACCUGCGCACGUCGUCGCAAGGCAUGCUCGGUCCGACCAACGACUACAUUGCCGCCGGUUCGAUCGUCUCGUCGGCCGGUGACUUAGCGAUUUUCUCAAAAUUUCUGCUCUCGAAGGGCGCCGGCAUCUUUCGCUCGCCGGCGAUCCUCGACACGAUGAUCACGGGCCACAGCGUCAACACGAUGGACGCUGUCCUUGGGCCGCUCAUGGGCUAUGCGUAUGACGCUGAUGGCGAUGCGCUCACGGCCGGCUACGGGUUUGAUGCGGUUGGUGACAUCAUGUACGGGUACCAGUACUUUGACAAGGGUGGUGACACGUUUGCUUUCAAGACGCGCAACGGGUUCAUUCCCUCAGAAGAUCUCGGCGUCGUCCUCCUCUCCAACUCGGAAGGACGAGGUGGCGCGUUUGCUGACUUGGUGGUUGAAGACCGCAUUCGGACGUACCUCCUCGGCAUCUUCCUCGACGUGCCGCAAGCAACGCUUACGGCGACCUACGAAUCGGCGCUGACUAUCGCGAGCGCCUACCGUCCGCCGGUUGCGUGCGACGCUCACCUCUUCCAAGGUCAGCCGUGGACGAGCCUCGGGUCGGUCAUCCCGGCUAAAGACCAGUCGGCCUUGGUCGGGACGUACACUAGCAUCCAUUCGGCAAAGUUCUAUGGCAGCGCGGUGCUCUCAGCUGACAACGACACGCUCUUGCUGCAAUACGGCGGUCAGAAAGGUCCGAUGCUGGCGACCACGGGAGACCACUAUCUCUGGGCGAUCGAUGUCGCCGGUGGGUCGUUCAAGUCGCUGACUCUUCGCGGCAUUGGCACCAACGACACGCAGCUCAAUAUCAUGGGUACACCGUUCCGCAAAAUGUAGAAUCGUCAGUCCAAGCAUGGAAUACCAUUCAAUUUUGUGUUGUAAAAACUCCAACAUUUUUUAUCCCUCGUCGUUCUAUCUUGCA